AUGAACAUGAACCUAGACACAAUAUUUGGUAGAUACGUCUACAUCACAAUUUCUAUUUGUAUUCAUCUUGGUCCAUGGUUAACCAAUAUUAGCUAGUUUAUCUAUAUCAAUAUAUAGAUAAGGAGAGAACACAUUCCUCUCCUCAAAAUUUUCUCUCUUUUUUUUCUCUCCCGCACGAAAUUUUUGUCUAUUGUUCUGGUUCUUUAGGGUUUUGAGUGAAGAAAAUGGAGGGAGAUAAUAAUAUGGAGAAAGGAUUACUACUGACAAAUAAGGAAGAGACGGCAAGAACAACUCUGCUUCUUGUCUUCUCAACCUUCAUCAUUGUCUGCGCCUCUUUCACCUUUGGCGUUUCCGCGGGAUAUACUGCAGAUACAAUGUCCUCCAUUAUGACAGACUUGGAUCUUUCUCUAGCACAAUUUUCACUGUUUGGUUCACUCAUGACAUUUGGAGGAAUGAUCGGUGCUAUAUUCAGCGCCAAAGCUGCAUCUGCCUUGGGUAAUAAAAUGACGUUGUGGCUUGCCGAUUUAUUCUGCAUAACUGGUUGGGUUGCAAUUGCACUAGCCAAGGAUAUCGUUUUGCUCGAUUUAGGAAGAUUUUUUGUUGGAAUUGGAGUUGGUCUCAUUAGCUAUGUGGUUCCUGUAUAUGUUGCAGAGAUAACACCCAAGCAUAUUAGAGGCGCUUUUACAUUUAGCAAUCAGUUGUUGCAAAACUGUGGAGUAGCAAUCGCAUAUUACUUUGGAAAUUUCUUGUCAUGGAGAAGUCUAGCCUUAAUUGGUAUUAUUCCAUGUGGGAUACAAGUUAUUGGUUUGUUCUUCAUACCUGAGUCUCCAAGAUGGCUGGCGAAAAAAGGUCGCGAUGAAGAAGUUGAAGUUGUUCUUCAAAGAUUAAGGGGGAAAGGACACGAUAUUAUGUUUGAAGCUCGCGCAAUCAAGAUUUCCGUAGAAGUUUCAAAACAAAAUUCGAAUACCAGCAUUCGUAGUCUUUUCAGAAAGAGAUAUGCUCAUCAACUUACAAUCGGCAUAGGUUUGAUGCUUCUGCAACAAUUAUGUGGAAUGUCAGGAAUAGGCUCUUAUGGAAGCACUCUUUUUGAACUUGGCGGAUUUUCUGCUCGGAUUGGGAUGACGGUGUUGUCUCUUAUCGUCGUACCAAAAUCUUUAAUGGGUUUAAUCCUCGUGGAUCGCUGGGGGAGACGACCACUUCUUAUGGCUUCGGCAUUUGGGUUAUGCUUAAGCUGUAUUACAUUGGCGGUAGCUUUUGGAGUUAAAGAUGUUCCCGAGAUUCAAAACAUUACUCCAGUUUUCACUUUCAUCGGAAUAUUGUCAUUCACGAUGAUGUUUGCAUUUGGAAUGGGAGCGUUGCCAUGGGUUAUAAUGUCUGAGAUAUUUCCAAUGGAUAUAAAGGUGUUAGCAGGGAGUUUAGUGACCAUAGCCAAUUGGUUCACUGGUUGGAUUGCCAACUAUUGUUUCAAUUUUAUGUUGGUUUGGAGCCCAGCCGGAACUUUUAUUAUAUCAGCAAUAGUUUGUGGAGUAACAAUUGUAUUCACGUGGUGUUUGGUGCCAGAGACUCAAGGAUUAACUUUAGAAGAAAUCCAACUAUCAUUUGCUAGUACUUAAUUAAAAUCGUGGUCCCCCCUCCCCUGAGGACACCAGCAAGGACCUGCAAUAUUGUUGCUCUUAUACUUCUUGCUCCACACCUAUUCAUUCAUUUCAGUGCAAAGUUCCUACUUCCUAGACUUUGAUUGAAUUUAUUAUCUUCUUUUUGUAACGAAACAUGAUAUUAUUAUCUUUCUUUUGGAACUUCCAUAGAUAUUAUCAAAUAUCAUGAUAUUAUUGUUUUUUUU
Molecule: messenger RNA, 1840 nt
Organism: Brassica oleracea var. oleracea
Lineage: Eukaryota; Viridiplantae; Streptophyta; Magnoliopsida; Brassicales; Brassicaceae
Product: sugar transporter ERD6-like 12
Exons: 17
Coding region: 225-1613 (462 amino acids)
Biological process (GO): transmembrane transport; carbohydrate transport
Cellular component (GO): membrane
Molecular function (GO): sugar transmembrane transporter activity
Source: RefSeq, a predicted model, not a curated record